Pogonomyrmex barbatus (red harvester ant) is the source of this 4047-nucleotide messenger RNA. RefSeq names its product PH domain leucine-rich repeat protein phosphatase (gene Phlpp). Gene Ontology annotation, molecular function: protein binding. Gene Ontology annotation, cellular component: cytoplasm. The record is from RefSeq and is a predicted model, not a curated record. NCBI's taxonomy places the organism in Eukaryota, Metazoa, Arthropoda, Insecta, Hymenoptera, Formicidae.
UAGAUACGGACUCUUUGGAGUUCGAGGCUACGCAGUUGCCGUCAUGCCCCAAAAAGUUAGACUUGAGCAAGGCGGGCCUAUCAAGGGUCCCCGACAGCGCGAUUGCUUUUCCAGCGAUAGAGGAGCUCGCGUUAGGAUGCAACCAGCUCACUAACGUUGAUAACAAUCUGAAACUUCUGCACAGGUUCCCCAAACUUCAUACCGUCCAUCUCGAGAGCAACAAUCUCCACAGAAUCCCGAGGGAACUGCUGGAGUUGCCGGCAUUGACCUAUCUUAAUCUCUCGGACAACAAGAUCGAGAUAAUUCCGGCUGACAUUUGCCAGUUGGUCAAUUUGAAAGAGCUGAUCCUUGACCGUAAUGGCAUCAAAGAUCUACCAGACGAAGUGACACGGCUGAGAAACUUGAGGAAUAUUUCCCUAGUCGGAAAUUUGCUCAACACCGUACCAUCCUUUUUCAUCAUGCGAGCUCUCGCACUGACAGAAGUUCUCUCAAAGGCAGAUCAUGGAAAAUCUUACAAGGAUGAAAAAACCAAUCAUAGUAAUUUACACAAGAUCAAUUUACGAAACAAUCAACUAAAAGGAAACAUAAUUUUAGGAAAUUACGGCAAUUUGACACAUCUGGAUGUAAGUGAAAAUAGCAUUGAAAAAUUGGAUAUCAGUGCUCUCCAAGAAUUAAGAAGUGUACGCUGCGGUCGAAAUCAUUUGACAGAAUUAACUCUUUGUGGCCGAAAUCUUGUUUCAUUAAUUGCCGGGAACAAUAAAUUGAAAAAAUUAACUGUUGAACCUGUGCCAAUUAAUUUGGAGCAUUUAGAUGUUUCCUAUAACAAUUUAGAUGCAUUGCCGGAAUGGACGACUGAAUUGCCAGCAUUGCGAGUUCUUUUCGCAUCACACAAUACUCUCACAGCUCUUCCAGACAGAUUGUUGUCUCAACCCUCGAGACUAGAAGUUCUCCAUCUUCCUCACAACCGAUUACAAGCCCUACCACCGCCCAGGAGACCAUUGAAUAUCGUCCAUUUAACUCUUCAAGGCAACAUGUUGACCACAUUGCCAACCAGUUUUUUCGCGAACACCGAAAAAAUGAAAGUUUUAAACCUCUCUAACAAUCGGCUUUCUGAACUUCCGUAUCGAGAAGAGAUCGGCAAAACUCACCAGGGAUCGCACACUUUGGAGAAAUUAUAUGUCACGGCAAAUUGUCUGACCGAUACCGCCCUAGAUGCUCUCGCAAAGUUCACAUCUUUGAGAAUUCUUCAUAUCGCUUACAACACCCUGGAUACCCUUCCGGAAAGUUGCAUAGCCGCAUGGGGUGACCUGGAGGAAUUAGUGCUGUCUGGAAACCGAUUGCAAUAUCUUCCAGACAACGUGGCCAAUCUGCGACACUUGCGCGUGCUGCGUGUGCAUUCUAAUCGCCUCUUAACGUGUCCCACAUUUAAUAGAACGGCAUCCUUGAAAGUGCUGGACCUGGCGCAUAAUCAAUUGGACAGGGUAAAUCUGGCCACAUUAGUACCACCGCAAUUGCAGUUUCUCGAUAUAUCCUGCAAUACACGACUGCACGUGGACCCGCGACAGUUCCAGGAUUACAGGUCCCAAAGGCCGAUCUCUUUAGUGGAUGUGUCUGGACAGAAUAGGCCCAGUUUGCCAUCUCAUCCGCUUCAACAGGAAAUUGUCACGGCGGAAAAGAACACCGAACAACCAUGGCGGCUGGGUUUCUCGGAAACUGCCGGUUCGCGAGAAAAGUUAUACAUUUCCCAAAUACGAAUGCCGUCCUUCUGCAACGUCGAGGGUCUGUUUGGCAUUUUCGACGGUGGUUCCAAUCAAGAGGCACCUAGCGCCCUUCAAGAAAUGAUCCCUCGUCUUUUGUUGGAGGAACGAACAAUCCGAGAGACAACAAAGGAAUAUCUGAAAUAUACCUUGCUGUCGGCGCACAGAGAGCUUAAGGAAAAGGGUCAGAAAUACGGCGUAGACGCGACUCUAGUUCAUGUAGUAAAAUUACCAUCACAGCAAGGAUAUCCAAAAUCCUCAACCAAAUAUUCCCUAAAAGUCGCUUCCACCGGGGACGCCAAAGCGGUCCUCUGUAGAGCCGCGGGUCCCUUGACUUUUGCCAUGUCUAAGAAAGCUCAAACGGUCAAGAACCAACUUGGUAACGCCGCCAUGUUUCCGCUGGUGGUACCCGAUCCAAUAUACGAAGAAGUAACGUUGGAGGACGAUGACGAGUUCGUCAUAGUUGCUAAUCGGAGAUUAUGGGAGGUUCUAAGCGUUCAGGAGGCCGUAAGGGAAGCUAGAGCCGAAGCUAGUCCUGUCCUUGCGGCCAAAAGACUUCAGGAUCUGGCACAGUCUUAUGGCGCGGAGGAUAAUCUGAGUAUCAUCAUUGUCCGUCUGGCCGGACCAAGUCCAGGUGACAUGGAUCAACUUAUGCGCGAACUCAGGCAUGCCGUUGGCAAGAACAGAAGCCAAAGCGAUAACGUAUGUCCUUGUCCUUGUUGCGUGCCGCCAGCGAGCCAUAAACCUCCAGCUGCCUGCUGUUGUCACGCGAGCGAAGGCUAUUAUCUUAAUGGCGUAUUGAAGAACAUCGUGAACAGAUCCAACAAGGUUCAUGGUGGUUCCGGAAGAUACUUCAAGAAUUCCAGAUCGACGCAGGAAAACGAAAGUCCUCCGUACAGAGACGACCGCAGUUCACCGAGUGGACAAUCCGAUCAAGCCAGUGACAGCACCUUUAAGUCUCGUCAUCCAUCCGGAAGGAUGUGGUCCGGAAGUGCGGCUGCCAGAGCGACGAAUAAAGCUCAUCAGAGUGUUCUCGUACAAGAAAACGGAAUGCGAAAAGUGCCUUGUGUGCCUACGCAAGAGGAUGCUAUCUCGGAAAGAUCCAGCGCUCUCAGCGAGGAGCAAUUCCGUUGCUGGGAGUACAUGCUCGAGCAGAACACUCAGCUGUUGUUCGAUAAAGAAUUGGACACGCUGACGAAGGCGCCGUUGCACCGCGGCCAAUCGAGGUCGACACCGCAACUAGGCGGAAAUCUGCCCUUUUUGUCAAAAAGAUUCGGCAGCGCCCGAUCCUUCAACCCUUCGUUAUCACGACCGCCGAUGGUCCGCUUCGGCAGUGGGCGAAGAUUAUUGAAUGGUGGACCAAAUGCCGCAUACUUCGGCAGCCUACAAAGGCUGAUGCCGUACAAUCUUGAGUAUGACUUUGCUGUUAUUCAGGAGAGAAACGGUAUGGACUCGUUGGAGCAGGACGCCACGAGGAUGCAGCAGUAUUGGGGUGUAGCCACCACGGAAUUGUAAAUAAGAAUCCAGUGUAAGAAUACGGAGGAAUAGGAUAGAAAUGCAGAGAAGCGAGGAAUCUUUCAUUCAAUGAACAAGACGAAUACGGAAGUUAAAAAAAAAAAAAAAAUACUCAUGUGAUAAUGUUGUGUAAUUCGAUAUCUACUCUGAAAAAGUUUCCCUUGUUUUACGAUGUUUCACAAAAAUUACAUAAUCGUUGUCGUAAAAAUUCAUUGCGUUAAGUUGCGUCAAGAGCUUUGUAACGCUAUAAAUUAAUUUGCACUUAUUUAUCAAUAGUCUAACAUAACCAAAGUGAUUUAUCUCCCGGAGCUCAAAUGGCGUGAAACGGUUACGCCUCUGUACUCUAAUUAUCACCGGAGUAAUUAAUGUAAUACAAUCCGCGACGGAGCGAAGAGUUAAUUGUCAACAAACGCCUACACAAUCGCAUUAGUAAUCAUCGAUCGCGCUGAUAACAAUGGCGCGGCCAAGAUAAGCUGUGUGAUUCUUCGAAUCUUACGACGUAAGACGACGGGAUUUGUACCGUCACUUCGAUAAUUCGCUCGUUUAUUGCAACUGAUUCGCGUGUAAUAAAGGGACCGCGGAAACCACUGUGCAGCCUUUACGCUACACAAAACUCGCCUUAUUUCUUUAUAACGGUAGACGUGCGGAAGAUCUAUAUCUUUAUUGCGGAACGCCUUUACCAGCAACUCCGUAGAGAAACUAAAUAACAGAGAAGAUCGAAGAAAAUCUGUUUGAAAUCUUGCAGAUCGAUAAUUAAUUUAGAUACUUUAAUGUU